Messenger RNA from Lolium perenne, 3096 nucleotides. RefSeq names its product probable glucan 1,3-alpha-glucosidase. Gene Ontology annotation, molecular function: alpha-glucosidase activity; carbohydrate binding. The record is from RefSeq and is a predicted model, not a curated record. NCBI's taxonomy places the organism in Eukaryota, Viridiplantae, Streptophyta, Magnoliopsida, Poales, Poaceae. Gene Ontology annotation, biological process: carbohydrate metabolic process; N-glycan processing.
UCCGGCCAAGUUCGCUGCUCCACCAGUCCCCAGACCAGAUCCGGCGCCGCUGCCAUGGAUCCACCGCCGCUGCCGCUGCCGCUGCCGCGCGUCCUCCGCCUCGCCCUCCUCCUCCUGCUGCUCGCUUCCCCCGCCGCGCUCGCCUGGAAGAAGGACGAGUUCCGCAACUGCAACCAGACCCCCUUCUGCAAGCGCGCCCGCACCCGCGCCCCGCACUCCCUCGACGCGCCGCUCUCCCUCGUCGCCGGCUCCCUCGCCGUCUCCCCCGACGGCGCCCUCACCGCCGAGCUCUCCCACCCCUCCCGCCCGCGCCCGCUCCUCCUCCGCCUCUCCGCGCUGCCGCCCCACGCGCUCCGCCUCCAGAUCGACGAGGACUACUCCACCAGCACCCCGCCGCACCGCCGCUUCCACGUCCCCGACGUCCUCCUCCCGGACGUCGACUCCCGGACCCUCCACCUCUCCAAACCCCAAACCGUCGCGGGGGGCGCCUCCACCGUCGCGCUCUCCUCCGACCUCGACGCCGUCCUCAACCACGACCCCUUCGAGCUCACCGUCCGCCGCGCCGGCUCGGGCGACCCCGUGCUCUCCUUCAACUCCCACGGCCUCUUUGACUUCGAGCCGCUGCACGAGUCCAGGCCCGAGGGCGAGACCUGGGAGGAGCAGUUCCGGAGCCACACCGACACGCGCCCCCGCGGCCCGCAGUCCAUCUCCUUCGACGUCUCCUUCCACGGCGCCGACUUCGUGUACGGCCUCCCCGAGCACGGCUCCACGUCGCUCGCCCUCCGCCCCACCCGCGGCCCGGGGGUCGAGGAGUCCGAGCCUUACCGCCUCUUCAACCUCGACGUGUUCGAGUACCUCCACGAAUCACCCUUUGGGCUGUAUGGCUCCAUCCCCUUCAUGAUCGGACAUGGCCCGGGGGCGUCUUCAGGGUUCUUCUGGCUCAACGCUGCGGAGAUGCAGAUCGAUGUGCUUGCACCAGGGUGGGAUGGCGCCGCAUCCACGGAGAAUGGCCGAAUCGACACGCUGUGGAUGGCCGAGGCCGGCGUUGUUGAUGCCUUCUUCUUUGUCGGGUCGGAGCCCAAGGAUGUGAUCAAGCAGUACAUCAGUGUUACAGGUACGCCCUCCAUGCCACAGCAGUUUGCGGUGGCAUAUCACCAGUGCCGAUGGAACUACCGGGACGAGGAGGAUGUUGCGGGAGUGGAUGCUGGGUUUGAUGAGCAUGAUAUUCCCUAUGACGUGCUCUGGCUCGACAUCGAGCACACGGACGGCAAGCGAUACUUCACGUGGGACCGCUCCACAUUCCCCAACCCAGAGGAGAUGCAGCGCAAGAUAGCAGAUAAGGGGAGGAAGAUGGUAACUAUUGUAGACCCACACAUGAAGAGGGAUAGUGGGUACUACCUCCAUGAGGAAGCCACUGCUAAGGGCUACUAUGUGAAAGAUGCAAGCGGGAAUGACUACGAUGGCUGGUGCUGGCCUGGCUCAUCAUCUUAUCCUGACAUGUUGAACCCUGAGAUACGGGACUGGUGGGCUGAUAAGUUCUCCUAUCAAAACUACAAGGGAUCAACUCCAACACUGUACAUUUGGAAUGACAUGAACGAGCCAUCUGUCUUCAACGGCCCUGAGGUCACCAUGCCUAGGGAUGCAAUACAUAAUGGUGAUGUGGAACACCGAGAACUGCACAACGCAUAUGGGUAUUACUUCCAUAUGGCUACUUCAGAUGGGCUUGUCAAGCGAGGUGAAGGUAAAGACAGACCAUUUGUUUUGUCAAGAGCCUUUUUUGCUGGAAGUCAACGCUACGGGGCAGUUUGGACGGGCGAUAACAGUGCAGAUUGGGAUCACCUUAAAUCUUCUAUUCCGAUGGUUUUGACCCUUGGUCUUACUGGCAUUACCUUCUCUGGUGCGGAUGUUGGCGGAUUCUUUGGUAAUCCAGAACCUGACCUGUUGGUGCGUUGGUACCAAGUAGGAGCUUUUUAUCCUUUCUUUAGAGGUCAUGCUCAUCAUGACACCAAGAGGCGCGAGCCAUGGUUAUUUGGAGAGCGAAAAACUGCCCUCAUGAGGGAGGCAAUACAUAUGCGCUAUUCAUUGCUGCCAUACUAUUACACUCUGUUCCAAGAGGCUAGUGUAACUGGUGUUCCUGUUAUGCGUCCUCUGUGGCUGGAAUUCCCUGAUGACAAGGAAACAUAUAAUAAUGGUGAGGCUUUUAUGGUUGGGCCUAGCAUUUUAGCCCAAGGAAUUUAUGAGGAGGGCCAGAAAUCAGUGUCGGUUUACCUUCCUGGUAAGGAGCUGUGGUAUGACUUGAGAAAUGGAUCUCCAUUCAAGGGAAGUGUCUCACACAAGCUGCAAGUUUCAGAAGAUAGCAUACCAAGCUUCCAAAGGGCAGGUACAAUUGUGCCAAGAAAGGAUAGAUUCAGGCGCAGUUCUACGCAGAUGGUCAACGAUCCAUACACCCUGGUGAUAGCCCUCAAUAGCUCGGGUUCUGCAGAAGGUGAACUUUAUGUGGAUGAUGGGAAAAGUUAUGAUUACCAGCAAGGGGCAUUCAUCCAUCGGCGUUUUGUAUUUGCCGACAAUAAGCUAACUUCGAUCAAUAUUGCCCCUGAUAUUCUGGGCAAGAAGGUAUUUUCGACUGAGUGUGUGAUUGAAAGAAUUAUAGUCCUCGGGUUAUCAUCGGGAGCAAAGAAGGCUAUUAUUGAACCUGGGAACCAAGAAGUGGAAAUUGAUCUCGGACCGAUUAGUUUAAGGAGUGGUUCGAGGUCUGUUGCUCCAACAGUCAGGAGGCCUAAUGUUCGUGUUAUAGAUGACUGGACCAUAAGAAUAGCAUGAUAUGCAAGCCCAUUCACUUCUGGAUCCUGAUAAAAUUGGCAAGUUAGAAGGGUAGUAGCCUCGCAAGUGUUUAUCUGUGGACACCCAAAUUUCAUUGUUGUGGUGGCAUCAAAAUUUCUGCAUGUACCUGGUACGCAUGCUGUUUCUACUGCCAAUUUUGACAUAAGCGGAGACACAAAUUGCUGAUGUAUACUUGUAGCUUUUAUACUGAUUUGUGUGCCACGGUCCGGUGUAUGUGAUGUGGAACAUUACAUUUUAAUAGCUUUUUUAAAUUUA